AAAAUGAAUCCCCUGCAAAAAGAAAAAGUUUAACAGGUGCUCAAAAAGCAGAAAUAUGCCACCUAAAACUAAAAGGUGUUAGUCAAGUCAAGUUAGCUGAACAAUUUACUGUUGCUGAAGCAACAAUUUCAAAUAUUAUUCGAGAAAAGGAUAGGUGGUUGUCACUUGAACCUGGUUCUAAUAAUAUUAAUUUGAAACGACAAAGAACUGCAAAGUUCGCUUUGUUGGAAGAGGCACUUGCUCUCUGGGUAUCAAGAGUAACCACAGCAUUACAAACGAUUACUGGAGUAAUAAUUCAGCGUAAAGCAGUUCAAUUGGCAGAAGGUCUUAAUGUG
Molecule: messenger RNA, 335 nt
Organism: Racocetra fulgida
Lineage: Eukaryota; Fungi; Glomeromycota; Glomeromycetes; Diversisporales; Gigasporaceae
Source: the annotation of a GenBank genome assembly